Messenger RNA from Trichoderma atroviride IMI 206040, 2132 nucleotides. RefSeq lists its product as uncharacterized. Gene Ontology annotation, biological process: transmembrane transport; carbohydrate transport. The record is from RefSeq and is a predicted model, not a curated record. Gene Ontology annotation, molecular function: carbohydrate:proton symporter activity. Lineage: Eukaryota; Fungi; Ascomycota; Sordariomycetes; Hypocreales; Hypocreaceae. Gene Ontology annotation, cellular component: membrane.
AUGGCGGGUCUCCAGAUUUGGCGCCAUGUGCCGGGCAAGGUCCUCUUGUUCUUAAUUAACCUCGUCGCGGCGACGGCUCUAAUUUUCGAAGGAUACAAUCAGGGUGUCCUUGGAACUGUUAGCGCCACGCCCGGCUUCAUCAAGAUGGCCGAUAUUGGCCACGAUGGGGUCGUAACCAACACGACCAAACAAGGCGGGCUUGCCGCAGCGUAUUAUUUCGGAGGCAUGUGGGGGUGCUUCAUAGGCGGAUGGGUUGGCGAUAGGAUAGGCCGCAGAGGGGGCGUCCUCAUUGGAACGGCCUUUGGGAUCCUCGGCGCAGCCCUCAUGGCCGGCAGCACAAACGCCAGCAUGUUCAUCUGCGCGCGUGUCAUUGCAGGCAUCGGCAUCGGCUUCAUGAAUGCCAUUAUCCUGCCGUGGGUCAGCGAGCUGUCCCAGUCGCACGACCGAGGGUCCAGCUUCUCGCUCGUCUUCGUGGCAAACUACCUGGGCAUUGUCAUUGCGUACUGGAUCAAUUUCGGCAUCCGCAACUCCAACCUCGAAUUCCGCUGGAGGUUCCCUCUAGGCUGGAUGAUAAUCCCGCUUCUGGUAGUCGACGUGGCAGUGCCGUUGCUACCUGAGUCUCCCAGAUGGCUCAUUGCCAAUGGCCAACGCGAGCAGGCCAUCGACAUCCUGUGCCGGCUCCGAGGAGACCUCAGCCCAAACGACCCUAUAAUAACCGCCGAGGUCGAGCAGCUGGACGCCAUCGUUGAAGCAACCCACCACAAGCGCAACGAUCUCGGCAACAUCGUCCUCGGCGGCCGCUUCUCUGGCAAGCUGCACCUUGGUCGACGAGCUGUCCUCGGCUUCGCCCUGCAAUGGAUCCAGCAAUGGACGGGGAUCCUCGCCAUUGUGGGAUGGGCCAGUGUCCUCUUUGAGCUGGCAGGAUUCGACGCCUAUAAAGCUCUUUGGCUCGCGGGCCUGGCCAACACCUUUGGCGUGCCAGGAACCGCUGCCGCAGCCUUUGUCAUUGACAGAAUGGGGCGAGUAAAGUCGCUCGUCACCUCGUUUGCCAUCCAGGCAGUGUGCCUGUUCUUGGUCGCCGCCCUGAUCAAGACGUCGCAAGACCAUGCCGCGGCUGACCCAGAACUGUCGCAGCGGCUGGGCACUGCGGCAGCCAGUUUCGUCUUCAUUUAUGUCUGGUUCUUUACUAUGUUCAAUAUCAUCCCUUGUUGGAUAUAUGGCACAGAGAUCUGGCCGCAGGAAGUCCGCGCCAAAGGAUACAGCUUCACCAUCUUUGGUUGGGCCACAGGCUGUGGCUCAACCACUCUGAUCAUGCCCAUCUUUCUAAGCAGAAUUGGAUACGGCACAUAUCUCUUCUUUGGGGCGAUGAACGUUGUUGUGACCCCAAUAGUCUGGCUCAUCUUCCCCGAGCUUGCCAAUCGCACUCUGGAGGAGAUUUCGCUCCUCUUCACGAGCGACAGCUUGCUGGCCAGCGAGAACAUGAAGGAAUACCAUCGUCGCAUUGGCGAAGCGGGGGGCAACACUGCCGUUGCAGCCAGACAGCUCCUGGAUGAAGUCGACGGCAAGGACCCGGCAGACUCUGUGGAGGCUGCAAGCCCCGAUGAGAAGAGAGUUGACGUUAAUCAAAACGCUAUUAUGUAAAUUCCGUUGACAGCAGAGAGUUUGCGCUUUUUGGGACAUACAGUAUUUUAAUCAAACGCCAUAUUUCGCUUCAUGUUCAGAAGAAUCAUAAAAUGGAAAGAGAAAAAAAAUAUAAAAACAAGAAGUUAAGUUUCAAGUCCACACAGGACCAAAGUCGAAAUUCCACGUCAGAUCGCCUAACAAAUCAGGGGGUACUUGGAACGACCAGUCCGCUGCCAUUUCCGAGUUGACAUGCUGCUCGUAGGGUGGUGGAGGAGCACCUCUGGCGCCAUCGACAGGCGGCAACAUCGGCUGCGCUGUGGCAUUCACCGGAGUUUCCUCGAGAGGCGGCCUCUGGUGUUGUCGCUGAGUGGACAUGUACUCGUCGAUACGAGACACUUGAGAUCGAAGGUUCUCGCUAGCACAUGAGCUACGGUGUAUUGUCUCGAGGUUCUCGAGAAGUCGGGCCAUUGCCAGCAUGACCGACCUCACCUGGGUGUACUCUGCCUCGC